Messenger RNA from Brienomyrus brachyistius, 2455 nucleotides. RefSeq names its product peroxisomal biogenesis factor 11 alpha (gene pex11a). NCBI's taxonomy places the organism in Eukaryota, Metazoa, Chordata, Actinopteri, Osteoglossiformes, Mormyridae. Gene Ontology annotation, cellular component: peroxisomal membrane. The record is from RefSeq and is a predicted model, not a curated record. The coding region runs from base 579 to 1319 and encodes 246 amino acids. Gene Ontology annotation, biological process: peroxisome fission; regulation of peroxisome size. The transcript is spliced from 3 exons.
AGAGUGAUCGCAGUCUGUACAGGAAGUGUCUGUCUAUCUGGUUCGCCCAGGACAAACUUCCCCACUACAACCUGUGCUUAUCAUCUUAUUACUCAUCACUUAUUUAUUCCAACUUUUAAUAUAUAUGUUUAAUUUCAACGCAUAAGACUGCCAGGAGAGUGACGUUUUAUAUCAGAAGCCAGGUCAUUGGAAUACUAAUAAGAGUUCUUGGGAAUGUGACAGCACUGUUUUAAAACUUAAUAAGGUCUGCUGAACAUGUAUCCCGAACAGAUCAGGAGCCUGCGGUGAAAUGCAAGACAUGGCAAGCAAAUAAAUACCGUCAUCUUCAUACAGUUUUUAUUAGACGUAAGUUGCAGACAGACGGAGCGAAUCGGUCGGUUUAUGAAAAGGCAGGUUUUCUCUCUGUCUAAUAAACGUGUGAAGGGGUUAAAGGGCUUCUUAAUGACGGAUAGCCGGCAGCGCAGGUCGCCCUGCACAGUUCAUUACCCCGAUGAUCAUGAGAUAACCACGUCACACCUGUAAAAAUAGAUACCCAAAUUUGUGCAGCACAAAACUUUGUUUUCGCCCCUGUAACUACAAUGGAGUCCUAUAUCAAGUUCACAAACCAAACCCAGGGAAGGGAUCGCAUUUUCAGGGCAGCGCAGUACGCAUGCGCAUGCGUUAAGUACUUGAUACGAAAUAAUGCUGCAAAGAAAGAAUUAGCAGAAAAACUGCGAAAUCUGGAGUCCAGCUUGAGCGCCGGGAGGAAGCUGUUCAGGCUGGGGAACACCGUGAGCUCGGUGGACGCGGCGGCCCAUGCACUGCAGCUGACGGACCCGGUGCUGCAGCUGUGCCUGACCGGCGCCCACCUCAGCCGUGCCCUCUACUUUGUGUGUGACAACGUGCUGUGGGCCCGGGCCGUGGGCUUGGCUCUUGGGCUCGACAAGGAGCGGUGGGGCCUUCGCGCCUCCUACUGCUACCUCCUGAGCCUGCUGCUCAGCCUGCUGCGGGACGCCUACGUCUUGGCCCGGCUGGCCGCCUACUAUGCCCGGGGGCAGCAGCGCUGCCGCCAGGCCCCCCCACCUCCCAGCAGCACCGAUAACGGCUCGGCCUGCUGCCAACCCCCAGGGUCCGUGCUUCCGUCCAACCUGAUGGAGGUGCUGUGGGCCAGCCCAGCGGUGGCCCUGGACGUGGUGAAAAACAUGUGUGACCUCUUCAUCCCACUGGACCGGCUGGGCGUGUACCGGAGCAGCGCCGGUGUGGUGGGCCUGUGUGGCCUGCUGUCCUCCCUCAUAGGAAUAUUAACGCUGCUGGAGCCCCGUCUGAAGCUGAAGCCUUGAUGGUGCAGCGCACCCGUCACCAAGACCUCCAGAGGUCAGCUCUGCUCCGAUCGUACCUCCUCACGGCAGCGUGUUCAUCCGGCGGCUCUAUUACUGGUGCAAGAGCUCGAUUUUCUUAUUCACGAGGGAUUACUUUUCAGUGUGUGUCUAGGACUAACGUCAAUAAAUCUGACAAAAGUCAGAUAAUCAAACUGAUCUGGCAGUGGUACUUUUGUUAGAAACUUGAAGAAAAUGAGCUGCUGUGUUUCGGCGCCUCAGUUAAUGACCAGAUGGGGAAACCAGCAUAGGGAGCAAUAAAACUUAUUAUUCCUUUGACAAAAUACUGUGUGGCUAAAAUGGUGAAAAUCCCCUAUUUAGCGUACAGGGAGAUAUUCAGUGAUGUGAUAAAGAUGAAGCACUUUUUCAUGAAAAUGAGCAGUAGCACAGAUUCACAGGCAGAUUACGAUAUUAAACAGGUAAGGAAAUAAAUCUUGAAUCUUUUACAGAGGAAGCCAGGCUAAAGCAUGCGGUUGGCCUUGUGGAUUAACUUACUGUACCGGCAGGUACAUUGUGCUUCAAACACAAAACUACUGUAUGGAAAAUGACUAACUGUGGCUACUUUGUUGGGAGCAUUUGAUUUAUGCAAGCCUCCUAACGCACAUAUCUACACAUUUUGGGGUGUCCUGUUUUCACUGGCUCACUGGUAAUUGUGACUGGUCCUGAACUGCCUAUGGUUCAUAUACAGCCAAACGUGUCUGUCUCCAUUGCACCAGUCUGCAGUCGUAUCACUUUUCUCACUUGAUUUGUUGGGAGAUUGACAGAUUUAUUAUUAUUUUUUUUUUUAAGAUAAUUUGUCUCAAAAAAUUAAAAGUUUGCUAUUCUGCAAAGACAGAUGCUCAUUCAACUGUUUGCAUGUUACGGUGACUACUUUGCAGUUUCAGAAAGGUAAAGAACGGUCUACGUGGCUCCGAGCCUGAGCAGCGACUUUGUAAAGAACGUGUGACGUACAUGUUUAAUGACCUGGAAUCCUGCUGUGAUUAGUCAGUAUUUUCAUGUAAAUGCUAACCUUAUUUUUUUGAAGAUGGAUGUGUAUGUAUCAUGAUCUAGAUUAUUUAAAUAAGACAAUUUAAAUAACUUUAAUAAAAUUUCUAAAUUGA